AAAGCUUUAGCUAUCGUAGGCUCUCGUCUCCAUCUGUUUUUCCCCCUCAAAGUGGGGGAGGAGGAUCGGAAGGGGGGACGGGUUCCGCUUUGACUCCUUAACACUGCAUUGUGGAGAAUUUAGAGAAAAUGUGAAACUCACCUAUAGAAAUACCAUAAAGAAAGUAACGGACUGGGAAGCAGAGUCCAAUCGCUAGUGUUUAUGGGCUUUUCUGAAAAGUGCACUAAAAGUGCGUGUGGUUACGCUGUUCUGUUGUUAUUUGAAGGUGCGUUGGAUAGCGAUUGCGAAUGUCUGUGGAUCAAGUUACAGUUCGCCGAGUUUUGGUGUGAAACACGUUUUCGUGAUAGCUGGAGAAAGCAGAUGAAACUGGGAGAAUGCGAAUUAACCUCCGAUUUAAGAAAUGCAUCUUAACCACUAAAAAAGCAAAAGUUUUGUGAGAAAGAAAGAAGUAAUGCACACGAAGGGGCGCCCAUCCACGCAGCCAUACGUACGAGGCUGGCCAAAGUUUCAAGCUGGAUUCUUGGAAGGCGUUAAAAUUCAUAAGAAGAUGAGGCUUCGCGUGUCUGCAAGUACACUUUAGAUAAGGAACGAUAUUUUCGUUUGGGUGGAAGUGGAAACAAAUUGCUUGGUUUUUGUCACCCCCAUUCCACUUUAGCGAAGGGGGCCUUUCCUUUUUUGAAGAUAAAGUUUGGUAGAAGUUUAGAUUUUUUUUCCAAGAUGUCCUCCCGAGGAUAUUCCUUUGUUGAAAGAUUCGGGAUGUUCUUUAUUUUCGAAGUUUUAUUUCUGAUCGUCCAUAUGGGAAUAGCCCAGAAAAACGACAGUGUAUUUUCAGAUGACUGCAAGAAGACAACAACUUGUGAAGUUUUAAAGUAUAAUACAUGCCUCGGCUCACCGCUGCCUUACACGUACACUUCUGUAAUCCUAGCCGAAGAUUCCAGUUCUCAGGAGGAUGCCUCCGAGAAGCUGGCAAUGUGGUCGGGUUUGAGAAAUGCGCCUCGCUGCUGGGAUGUCAUUCAGCCCCUGCUCUGCUCAGUCUAUAUGCCCAAAUGUGAGAAUGGAAAGGUAGAACUCCCCAGCAAGAGCUUAUGCCAAAUAACAAGACGUCCAUGUGCUAUUGUGGAACGAGAGAGAGGAUGGCCAGACUUUCUGAAGUGUUCAUCUUCCAAUUUUCCAGUUGGAUGUCAUACAGAAGUACAGAAUAUUAAAUUUAACAGCUCUGGCCAUUGUGAGGCUCCCCUCGUGAGGACUGAUAAUCCUAGCAGCUGGUAUGAGGAUGUCGAAGGCUGUGGUAUUCAGUGUCAGAACCCUUUGUUCACUAUGGAUGAACAUCAGGAUAUGCAUACAUACAUUGCCAUCUUUGGAUCUAUAACCAUAUUUUGUACCUUUUUUACAUUGGCCACAUUUCUAGUUGACUGGAAGAAUUCAAACCGUUAUCCUGCUGUUAUUGUAUUUUAUGUUAAUGCCUGUUUCUUCAUUGGGAGCAUUGGCUGGCUGGCCCAGUUCAUGGAUGGAGCCCGGAAUGAAAUUGUAUGUAAAGCAGAUGGGACAAUGAGACUAGGAGAACCAACGUCUACUGAAACCCUUUCCUGUGUAAUUAUCUUUGUAAUUGUGUACUACUCAUUAAUGUCUGGGGUCAUCUGGUUUGUCAUGUUGACCUAUGCAUGGCAUACCUUUUUCAAAGCUCUUGGUACAACUUACCAACCCCUGUCUGGAAAAACAUCUUACUUCCAUCUUGUGACAUGGUCCAUCCCAUUUGUGCUUACAGUGGCAAUACUAGCAAUAGCUCAGGUUGAUGGAGAUUCUGUUAGUGGAAUCUGCUUUGUUGGAUAUAAGAACUACCGCUAUAGAGCAGGCUUUGUUUUGGCACCAAUUGGUCUUGUGUUGAUGGUUGGGGGCUACUUUCUCAUACGAGGUGUUAUGACACUCUUCUCCAUUAAAAGUAACCAUCCUGGUCUUUUAAGUGAAAAGGCUGCUAGCAAAAUUACAGAAACAAUGGUCCGACUAGGUAUAUUUGGGUUUCUUGCCUUUGGCUUUGUUUUUAUCACUUUUGGCUGCCAUUUUUAUGAUUUUUUUAACCAAGCAGAAUGGGAAAGAAGUUUUAGAGAUUAUGUCUUGUGUGAAGCAAAUGUCACUAUAGCUGUUCAGUUUAAGAAGCCAAUUCCUGAUUGCACAAUCAAGAACAGGCCCAGCCUCCUGGUGGAGAAGAUAAACCUUUUUGCUAUGUUUGGUACAGGCAUCUCUAUGAGCACGUGGGUGUGGACUAAAGCUACUAUACUAAUAUGGAAACGAACCUGGUGCAGAAUUAUUGGUCGUAGUGAUGACGAGCCUAAAAGGAUUAAGAAGAGUAAAAUGAUUGCUAAGGCUUUUGCCAAGCGUAAAGAGUUACUGAAUAACCCAGAGAAGGAGCUUUCAUUCAGCGUACAAACUGUCUCCCAUGACUGCCCUGUUGCUGGAUUGAACUUGGAUAUGAAUGAGCCAUCUAUAGAAAUGUCAUCUGCCUGGGCUCAGCAUGUACCCAAAAUGGUUGCUCGGCGAGGGGCCAUUUUGCCUCAGGAUAUCUCAGUUACAGUUUCAGGAACACCUGUGCCACCAGAGGACAAUAAAGACAUGUGGAUUGUGGAAGCAGAGAUUCCUCCUGAUCCUCAUAAGAGGAAAAAGAAAAAGCGAAGGAGGAAACAGGAUGCUCGUCCUGUUGGAUGUGUAGAAGAAAAGGCCUAUAAUACACAUCAGGCUUCCAGUAAAAUCCCUCGUCUUCCAAGACUGCCAGGACAGACUAACCUUGUAGCCCAUCCCUGUGAAGUGCUAGCCUCAGAAGACACUCUUCCUGGUUCCUUCCCAGAGUAUCAGUCUGCACUUCCUCCACCAUAUGCAGAAAUGGCACCCAACCAGAUCUUCAGCAGCUACUAUGACUGCAGAGAACACAGAACUGUAAAUACAUUAUCUGAUAAGGACCCCAGAUUUGUUAACAGCAGUUGUUUUCAACAUACUCAAAAGCAGUACAGUAGGAUGUUUCACCCUUAUCCUAAGGAUUUAGGGCCUGCCAUCUUACCUGUGGGGGCAAACUCUCACAUGCCAAGAACUCAAGGGAGAAGAACUGGUCUUGCACCAAUUCACUCAAGGACUAAUCUAAUGGAUGCUGAAUUAAUGGAUGCAGACUCUGACUUCUGAGUUUCGUAGGUUUACAUGUAAGCAUAAAGUGCUGGAUGGUUUUAAUCCUCUUUUCUUAUUUACAAAAGAAAAGAAAAAUAGUAACUUUAAUAAGGCCAGUACAAUUAAUGGAAUGUGUUUUCCAUUUAUAUUAAAAAUUUGCCAAAAUUCUACCGUAAAAGAAGACUGCAAAAGCUGUUUUGCAUUUUAUGACACAUUGUUUAAUAUUCAUGAAUUGAAAAUACUGAGAUGAACUAAAUUUAAAAUGUGCACUUCUACCCCCUCAUUUAUUAUUUUACAUAAUCAGAAGUGGUUCAGAAGGAGAUAACAGUAGCAAGUGCAAGUCAGUCUUCUGAAAUAUGUGACUUUUGUUUGCACUAUUACUCCAGAAAGGCAAAAUAGUGCUAAUUAAUAGGCAUUUUGAGGUUGUGAAUGUAAGGUUGCCUAUCAUCUAUUCAUGUAAUGUUUCACUCUUCUAGUGGAAAAUCAGCACUAUCUAACCUCCAUCAGUGUUAAUCUCAUAGUAUAUGACUUUUUCAUAGUCAUCACUUUUACAAAGUGCUUUUAAAUGCACCAAGAACAAAGCUCAAAUUGUUCUAUAUGAAAAUGUCUCAUUUUCCUUUAAAUGUAUAUGUAAAUUUAGAGAGUAAUCUAAAAAGGUUUUAAAAUCAUAUUUCUUUUUAAAAAGAGAACAAAACUUGAUAAUUUCAAGAAAAUAUGUCAGUCUCAGAGUUUAUAUCUUCAAAGUGUGCAGAACUAUAUUUCAGAACAGAUGGAAUAGUAAUGUACAGUUUCCAGGAGAUCAAGUGCGAUUACAGUGUAUUGUCUUGAAGCUGUCUAUCCCACUUCAGCUUUUUUGCUGUGAAAAUAUGUGAUAUUUAGUGUUAAUAUUAGUGUGACAUUUAUUUACAUCUCUUUUACGUAGGUUUGAUCUGGUCCAGGGUUGGGAAUGGUCAUUUAUUUAGGUUUGUAGGUAAGACACAAAAGAGCAAUAACUCUGAUGUUAUUGGGUUGUUUUUUUAAUUAUAUGAUUCAUUGCAUAAACUUAAUCCAUAAAAAAAUGUCUGCAUAAGUUAAUUGAGAAAUUAAAAAAAAAAAUGACAAAUGUAAUUCUAAACUUAAUUCAUUAUGGUUAAUCUAACAUUAGCCAGAAUAGUUACUCUGACUAAAGUGUUGUCAUUUGAGUCAACUUGUUUUCAUUGCUCAAUCUUGAAACUGUUUGGUUUAAUGUAAUUACUACAGGUUAACCAAACACAAUUAGUAUCUUCUGAUGUCAUACUCAUUGAUUAUGUAGCCGUUUCUCAGACAUCUAGAUUGUGGUUUUGUAAAACAAUUCGGAUUUGUUAAACCUUUAUUUGUAUAUAGUAAUUACCCCAGUAAUUAAAUACCUUUUUAUAAUUAGUUGACUCUUUUUUUAAAUCAAGGAUCCAGUUACCCUAAGUAAUAAUAAAAAAUAGCUCCCUGCACAGUAAACAAAAGGUAUGUAGCUCUUGAGAUGCAAGAUUUGUGACAGGUCUGCCAGUUUACUUAAGAUUAACUAGCUCAAUUUCACUUCCACAAAUCCCAAAAUUGAUAUGUAAGCUUACAAACAUGUUCAGUUUGGGUUAAAACAAGUUAAGGUACUUAAAUAAUGCCAAUAUAGCCUAAGAAUCAUCUUUUAAGGCUUUAGUACUAGGGUGUUGUACUGUGUUAGCCAUUAUGGAUGAAAUGAGAAGUCAAGCUAAAU
Polypterus senegalus (gray bichir) is the source of this 4873-nucleotide messenger RNA. RefSeq names its product smoothened, frizzled class receptor (gene smo). Gene Ontology annotation, biological process: commissural neuron axon guidance; positive regulation of smoothened signaling pathway; smoothened signaling pathway. The record is from RefSeq and is a predicted model, not a curated record. Gene Ontology annotation, cellular component: cilium; plasma membrane; dendrite. Lineage: Eukaryota; Metazoa; Chordata; Cladistia; Polypteriformes; Polypteridae. The transcript is spliced from 12 exons. The coding region runs from base 718 to 3168 and encodes 816 amino acids. Gene Ontology annotation, molecular function: transmembrane signaling receptor activity; patched binding.